UCGUGAAUCCGCCGACGCGGCUAGGACUCCAUCCGCGGAGACCGUUCACCAUCCAUGUCUCCGCGCCCGUGAUCGAGCAUCCCAAAUCAAAUCCAUGAACCGAUCGAGCGUGCGGCCCCCACCAAUGCAACCCAACGCAAGCGAAGCACAUAUGCCAAACCGAGCCCUCCGCAAUCAAGCUCAACUCUGAAAACUCUCACUUCCCGGUUUAAGAGAGACACAAGCAAAGCACAGAGAGCUCGUAGGCAGCAGCUAGCUUGCCCUGCAUUGCCGAUCGAUCAACACGCGCACACCACCAUGGCGAAUCCACCACCGCUAGUCGUCCUCCUGCAGCUGCUGCUCCUCCCCCUCCUCUCCACCGCCAUCACGCUCCCGCUCUACCGCAACCUCCCGCCCGUCCCCGCCGACACCGACCACCCCCACCAUCACCCGCUCUCCCGCCUCGCCGCCGCCUCCCUCGCCCGCGCCGCGCACCUCGCCCGCCCGCGCCCGCGCUCGCGCCAAGGAACCGCGCCGCCACCGUCCGUCCGCGCCUCGCUCUACCCGCACUCCUACGGCGGCUACGCCUUCACCGUCUCCCUCGGCACGCCGCCGCAACCCCUCCCCGUGCUCCUCGACACCGGCAGCCACCUCUCCUGGGUCCCCUCCACCUCCUCCUACAGUGCGAACUGCUCCUCCCUCUCCGCGGCCUCCCCCCUCCACGUCUUCCACCCCAAGAACUCCUCCUCCUCCCGCCUCAUCGGCUGCCGCAACCCUUCCUGCCUCUGGAUCCACUCCCCCGACCACCUCUCCGACUGCCGCGCCGCCUCCUCCUGCCCCGGCGCCAACUGCACGCCACGGAACGCCAACGCCAACAACGUCUGCCCGCCCUACCUCGUCGUCUACGGCUCAGGAUCCACCGCCGGCCUGCUCAUCUCCGACACGCUGCGCACGCCCGGCCGCGCCGUCAGGAACUUCGUCAUCGGCUGCAGCUUGGCGUCCGUGCACCAGCCGCCGUCCGGCCUCGCCGGUUUCGGCCGCGGCGCGCCGUCUGUGCCGUCCCAGCUCGGCCUCACCAAGUUCUCCUACUGCCUCCUGUCUCGCCGGUUCGACGACAACGCCGCCGUCAGCGGCGAGCUGAUCCUCGGCGGCGCGGGUGGUAAGGACGGUGGCGUCGGGAUGCAGUACGCCCCGUUGGCUCGGAGCGCGAGCGCCAGGCCGCCGUACUCCGUCUACUACUACCUGGCUCUGACCGCCAUCACGGUGGGCGGGAAGAGCGUGCAGCUGCCGGAGAGGGCGUUCGUCGCCGGGGGCGCCGGGGGAGGCGCCAUCGUCGACUCCGGCACGACGUUCUCCUACUUCGACCGCACGGUGUUCGAGCCGGUGGCGGCGGCGGUGGUCGCGGCCGUGGGAGGGAGGUACAGCCGGUCCAAGGUGGUGGAGGAGGGCCUCGGCCUCAGCCCCUGCUUCGCGAUGCCGCCGGGGACGAAGACGAUGGAGCUGCCGGAGAUGUCGCUCCACUUCAAGGGCGGCUCCGUCAUGAACCUCCCCGUCGAGAACUACUUCGUGGUGGCCGGACCGGCUCCGAGCGGCGGCGCUCCGGCUAUGGCCGAGGCCAUCUGCCUUGCCGUGGUGAGCGACGUCCCAACCAGCUCCGGCGGCGCCGGAGUCUCCUCCGGCGGGCCGGCGAUCAUUCUUGGGAGCUUCCAGCAGCAGAAUUACUACAUCGAGUACGACCUGGAGAAGGAGAGGCUCGGAUUCCGGCGCCAGCAAUGCGCCUCGUCGUCGUAAGCUCCAAUCCAUGGCAAUGGCGGGGGCUUGUGCUGAUCGAGUUAAUUAAUUACGUACUCCACGUACGAAAAAAAAGUUAGUUGAUGAUAAAGCUGUGCGUUUAUGCAGCUUUCUAGUAGUAAUUGUAUUAGCUAGCGUGUCCCGUAUUAGAGCGAGGUUAGAGAUGAAGCGCAUUUUAUGAACAAUAAGAUAUUACUAGCUCGAUGUGAAUCUCUUUUUACAAUGGCGUGGCCGUGGCGUGUGUGGAUGCGUUCGCCGUCAGUUUGUGGUUGCAAAGGCAGAUUAGAUACUCCAUUAUUAGUGUCCGUAAGCGGAAUGAAGAAAAAGACGAGGGAAAAGACGAUGUUUGUAUCUUUUCCUUUUGGGAUUGCUUUGCUUUGGCAAAGAGAGAAAGCACGAGAGAGUAUUUACUCUACCCCUCUCUUGUUGUACGAGUUCUUGGUAGUGUAAUUCUCGAAGUGUUUGAUCUGA
Molecule: messenger RNA, 2241 nt
Organism: Oryza sativa Japonica Group (Japanese rice)
Lineage: Eukaryota; Viridiplantae; Streptophyta; Magnoliopsida; Poales; Poaceae
Product: probable aspartyl protease At4g16563
Biological process (GO): proteolysis
Molecular function (GO): aspartic-type endopeptidase activity
Source: RefSeq, a predicted model, not a curated record